CGGCGGCGGUGGAGGAAGAUGGCGGCGGCCGCUCCCGAGCAGCAAAGCUCCAAUGGCCCGGUGAAGAAGUCCAUGCGAGAGAAGGCUGUGGAACGCAGGAAUGUUAACAAGGAGCACAACAGCAACUUCAAAGCUGGAUACAUUCCAAUCGAUGAAGACCGGCUCCACAAGACAGGGUUACGUGGCAGGAAAGGCAACUUGGCCAUUUGUGUGAUUGUUCUUCUCUUCAUUUUGGCUGUCAUCAACCUGAUUAUCACGCUGGUUAUCUGGGCGGUGAUCCGCAUCGGCCCCAACGGCUGUGACAGCAUGGAGUUCCACGAGAGCGGCCUGCUGCGCUUCAAGCAGGUCUCGGACAUGGGCGUCAUCCACCCCCUCUACAAAAGCACCGUGGGAGGCAGGCGGAAUGAGGACUUGGUGAUCACUGGCAACAAUCAGCCUAUUGUGUUUCAGCAAGGAACAACCAAGCUUAGUGUGGAGAAAGACAAAACUUCGAUUACCAGCGAUAUCGGCAUGGAGUUCGUUGACCCCCGGACGCAGAACACUUUGUUCAGCACAGACUAUGAGACCCACGAGUUCCACCUGCCCAAUGGAGUUAAAAUCCUCAACGUACAGAAGGCCUCCACAGAGAGGAUUACCAGCAAUGCCACCAGUGAUCUAAACAUAAAGGUGGAUGGCCGCGCUAUUGUCCGUGGAAACGAAGGGGUUUUCAUCACAGGCAAGACCAUCGAGUUUCGGAUGGGGGGUAACAUGGAGCUGAAAGCAGAGAACAGCAUCGUCCUGAACGGCACGGUGAUGGUCAGCCCCUCCCGCCUGCCCAGCUCGUCCUACGGGGAGCAGUUCAACAAUGGCAACUGGCUGCGCUUCAAGCUCUGCAUGUGUGCAGAUGGGACUCUGUUCAAGGUGCAGGUGACAGGCUACAACAUGGGUUGCCAGACCUCUGUCAACCCCUGUGGAGCCACACACUGAAGCACAAACCACUGCCAGGAGAGCUGGGGGUUUUAUUGUGUGUGUGUUUACAUCUGUUUGUAUCAAGUAGUUGCAUGCCUUCAAGGGUUUGUGUUUUUACAGCAGUUUGUACUUACAUUUAUUACAUAAUAUUUUUUAACAGGCUGUUCCAGUCAGCAGUAUUAGCUCAUCAUUCUCUUCACUGCAGUGGUGGCACUGAGUUAGGAAGCUUUCAGCCUAUAAGCAUCCUGAAGUACCUCUCAGACUUGGGAUCAGCAGCAUAUAUUUAGAGAACAUGCUCAUGGAACAAUCACGACCACAUUCAGUUGCCUUUAGAGGAGAUUUCUGUCCUGCAUCCCAAGACUUUUGAGGGCUACUAAGAACACAACUGUUCUCUGAAGUACUUCAACAGGAUAGUUGAUUUCCUGUUGGAAGUGGAUUUGUGCAGGAUAGCUAAAGCAGCAGGUUUCUGCCUUCAUCUCUUGACAAAGGUAGGUCCAGGGGGACCUUAGAGUUGCCUUACAGUAGAGUUGGGCCAAUCCCAGGCACAGAUCCAGGCUGGGUGCAGAGUGGGUUGAAAGUAGCUCUGAAGAGACAGACUUGAGGGAGUUGAUUGCUGAGAACUCACCAUGAGCUGGCAGUGCCCUCACACAGACCAGAAGGGAGCUGUGUGCUGGGCUGUAUCAGGUAGAGUGUGGCCAGCAGGGCAAGAGAGGGGAUUCUGCCCCUUUCAUCUGCUGAGACCCCACCUCAAGUGCAGCAUCCAGUUCUGUUGUCCCCAGCUUAAGGA
Molecule: messenger RNA, 1735 nt
Organism: Dryobates pubescens (Downy woodpecker)
Lineage: Eukaryota; Metazoa; Chordata; Aves; Piciformes; Picidae
Gene: SGCB
Product: sarcoglycan beta
Exons: 6
Coding region: 19-966 (315 amino acids)
Biological process (GO): muscle organ development
Cellular component (GO): sarcolemma; sarcoglycan complex
Source: RefSeq, a predicted model, not a curated record